Molecule: messenger RNA, 2837 nt
Organism: Salmo salar (Atlantic salmon)
Lineage: Eukaryota; Metazoa; Chordata; Actinopteri; Salmoniformes; Salmonidae
Source: RefSeq, a predicted model, not a curated record
UGCACCACGUGACUGAACACGGAAGUAUAGCGUGCGAUAACAUUUAGUAGAAAAUUGGAAAGGAGUUCACUCAUUCUAUUGUGUCAACAAUGAGAAGAAUUAUAGCCAUACAAACCGUUUGCCUACUUUGUUAGAAAUCGAGCUAAACAGACUGAAGUUUAUAAAGUUUUGCAGAAGGAUGCUGAUUUGACAGCUCAAAUUCCUCGCUUCUUGUGCCUGAUUGGCUAAAACAAGCCCGUUGAAAUUGGGGGUUCGUAUCGGUGGAGAAUGGCUAGCAAGCCUGCUAGCUUCGUAUUUUAAUCAGUGCUAGCCCACAAUCCAUUUGAGCGGAGUUCUUAUCUGUCUGUCCUACUGUUGCGCAAGAGAGACACAUGAAAAUUGGCUUGACUACAUAAUCAAGCUUGACAAAAGGUGAACAUCUGCUGCUGCACAGUAUGGAAUACCAUAGGGUCCGUAAAGUAUACAAGUGUUCUGCACACCUAGAAGUGGUGCUGCGGUGGUCACCAACCCUGAUUCCUGCCAAGCAUCAAAUAGCCUACCUGUUUCAACUGAUCACCGGAGCUGGUGACCACUGUGGUAUAGUGCAGUGGGGACCCCCAGUUGUCUAACAGAUUUCCUCUAUUCCACCCGAGCACCCCUCAAGCCCUUGACAGAGGACUAGGUGUGGAUGACCCCUCCCCUUACGAGAUGUAACAGGAUGCUGAACCAUCACUGUAGAAGGAACCCCGAGCUUCAAGAGGAGCUGCAGAUACAGGCUGCAGUGGCAGCGGGGGAUGUGUACACUGUCAGGAAGAUGCUGGAGCAAGGCUACUCUCCGAAGAUCCGUGAUGCCAACGGGUGGACCCUGCUCCACUUCUCCGCUGCCAAGGGGAAGGAGAGAUGUGUCCGGGUCUUCCUGGAGCACGGAGCUGACCCCACAGUAAAGGACUUCAUCGGCGGCUUCACGGCGCUCCACUAUGCCGCCAUGCACGGCCGCGCGCGCAUCGCCCGCCUCAUGCUGGAGUCGGACUUCCGCAGCGACAUCAUCAAUGCCAAGAGCAACGACGGCUGGACGCCGCUGCACGUGGCCGCCCACUACGGCCGUGACUCUUUUGUGCGGCUCCUCCUUGAGUUCCGCGCCGAGGUGGAUCCCCUCAGCGACAAGGGCACCACGCCCCUCCAACUCGCCAUCAUCCGCGAGCGCUCCAGCUGCGUGAGAAUCCUGCUGGACCACAGCGCCAACAUCGACAUUCAAAAUGGCUUCCUGCUGCGCUACGCCGUCAUCAAGGGGAAUCAUUCCUACUGUCGUAUGUUCCUGCAGCGGGGUGCGGACACUAACCUGGGUCGCCUCGAGGACGGGCAGACCCCGUUGCACCUAUCGGCACUAAGAGACGACGUGCUGUGUGCCCAGAUGCUCUACAAGUACGGCGCCGACACCAACACAAGGAACUACGAGGGCCAGACUCCCGUGGCGGUGUCGUCGAGCAUGUCGGGCAUUAGCCGGCCCUGCCUGGACUUCCUACAGGAGGUCACCAGACAACCCAGGACUUUGCAGGACAUGUGUCGGAUAAACAUCCGAAAUCGCAUAGGCCUCCAGAGCUUGAAGUUUCUGGAGGACCUGCCCAUUGCCAAGGUCAUGAAAGACUACCUAAAACACAAGUUUGACAAUGUGUGAUGACAAGAGUUUUUUUUAUAUAUACACCCCCCCCCGAACCAGGCAGACGGAGAACGUCGUUCUCUCCUUUCAUCAGACUAUGCAAGCAUUGUGCUACCUUCCGUUGUCUGAAGCCUGGAGGAGGUGGAGGACCAGGUUUUUGUACAACCUCCAGAGGUCACUUUGUAACCUCAGUUAAACACGCUGUCGGAUGGUGGAGACGGAGUAUCUUUCUCUCUCGGCUGUGUUUCCAACCGCGUUAUCAGCGUUACGCCUUUGGAUGGACGGGAACAGGUGGCAGUGUUUCAAGUAGGGCUUUCUUUCAAUCAUGAUGAAUGGUUGAUGAAGUGGUGCAGUCCUAAUUCAUGUUGUGGAAUAAAGCUUGUUUUGAUAGAAAUUAGAUGACCGUCGAUUCGUUGCUGUCAUGUUACCCAUAAUGUAUGUCACAUGUCAGAUUUCAGUCCACAUCGUGCCAAUGAUUUUCUUUGUGGAUAUUAAGUGUUCCUAUUAGUUUUCAUGAAGAUGCCAAUGUUUCUUUGCUGUGGUAAAUCUGGGGAAGUUGAGCGCGAGAGAGAAAGGAUUGUCAGACUGGAAAACUUGUUGCAGAAUGGGUCAAUCUUGUGAUACAACAUUUCAAAUAAUCAGGUUAUCAAAACCCCUUAAUUAUUCAAGUAUUACAAAAGCUCAGUGCUGAGUUACCUCAAGCUUGAGUUGGCUAAAGUACACCCGUUUUGACUUGAUUUAUUGAUUGAAGGAUUCACAAGUGAGCGAUACCGAGGAAGGUUUUCAGUAGAGGGAAGGCCUGAGUUUUCCACAUUUACAGUAGGUGUUCACAAGAUGAGUCAUCCAGCAUAGCUCGGUGAAGUCUGUCUGCAAUGGUUUCCAUGUACAGACAUAAACAUCGAAAAAAACAAAUGUAAAUAAUUGUCAUAUGUACAGCAGAUAUUUUUGUAGAAUUAUUUAAGCGAUGAUCUCCUCUAUUCUUAAUGUAUUUGUAAUUUGUUGGAUGGUAUUGUGUGUUGAUGUGACCCAUGUAUUGUUUUUCUAUGUGUAUGCGUGUCUUUUAAGAGUUUUACAAGACACGCACCUGUAUUUUUUUUAACUAAAUAUUUAGUUAAAAUACGUUAAAAUUAUUUUUACUUUGUGGGAGAUGGAACGGGUAUUGGGUUAAGAAUAAAUAAGUGAAUUUGUGUUUAAAUGUCAA